Molecule: messenger RNA, 3692 nt
Organism: Hipposideros armiger (great roundleaf bat)
Lineage: Eukaryota; Metazoa; Chordata; Mammalia; Chiroptera; Hipposideridae
Gene: PROS1
Product: protein S
Exons: 15
Coding region: 205-2214 (669 amino acids)
Cellular component (GO): extracellular region
Molecular function (GO): calcium ion binding
Source: RefSeq, a predicted model, not a curated record
CUUCCCCUCAGGGGCUGGGGGCUGGGAGCGGGCGGUCCCCUCCGCCCCCGGCGGCCGCUGUUGCCCGGCGCGCGCGCUCGCUGGUGACUCCGGGCUGCAGUCCUGAGAGAGCGGUGCCUGGGCUCACAGCUCCGCCGCGCAGAGCGCUCGAGUCCCCGCCGCGACGUGCCACUGUUCCCGCCCCGCGCCUUUGCCGGCCAGGCCAUGAGGGUCCUGGGUGGGCGCUGCAGGGCGCUGCUGGCGUGCCUCGCCCUAGUGGUUCCCGUCGCAGAGGCAAACUUUUUGUCAAAACAACAUGCUUCACAAGUCCUGGUUAGGAAGCGUCGGGCAAAUCAUGGGAUUGAAGAAUUCCAAAAGGGCAACCUUGAAAGAGAAUGCAUCGAAGAAGUGUGCAAUAGAGAAGAAGCUCGGGAGAUCUUUGAAAAUAACCCUGAAACGGACUAUUUUUAUCCAAAAUAUUUAGGUUGUCUUAGCUCUUUCCGCAUUGGAUUAUUUAGUGCUGCACAUGAGUCAACUAAAGCUAACUCUGACCUAAGGAGCUGUGUCAAUGCCAUUCCUGACCAGUGUGAUCCUCUGCCAUGCAACAAAGAUGGAUAUUGGAGCUGCAAAGAUGGCCAAGCUUCAUUUACUUGCAUUUGUAGACCAGGUUGGCGAGGAGACAAGUGUGAAUUUGAUAUAAAUGAAUGCGAAAAUCCCUCAAAUAAGAAUGGACUUUGCAGUCAGAUUUGUGUCAAUACACCUGGGAGUUACCACUGUUCCUGUAAAAGUGGUUUUAUUAUGCUUUCAAAUAAAAAGGACUGCAGAGAUGUGGAUGAAUGUUUUGUGAAGCCAGACAUUUGUGGCACAGCUGUGUGCAAGAACAUUCCAGGAGACUUUGAAUGUGAAUGCCCUGAAGGCUACAGAUAUGAUCCCACAUCAAAGUCUUGUGCAGAUGUGGAUGAAUGCUCGGAGAACAUGUGUGCUCAACUUUGUGUCAAUUACCCUGGAGGUUAUUCUUGUUAUUGUGACGGGAAGAAAGGAUUCAAACUUGCCCCAGAUCAGAAGAGUUGUGAGGCGGUUCCAGUGUGCCUCCCCUUGAACCUUGACAAAAAUUAUGAACUACUUUACUUGGCAGAGCAAUUUGUAGGGGUUGUUUUAUAUCUAAAGUUUCGCCUGCCAGAUGUUACCAGAUUUUCAGCCAAAUUUGAUUUCCGGACAUUUGAUUCAGAAGGUGUUAUCCUGUAUGCAGAAUCUCUUGAUCACUCAGCUUGGUUCCUGAUUGCACUUCGUGAUGGAAAGAUUGAAAUUCAGAUUAAGAAUGAAGACACAACCCAAGUCACAACUGGAGGCAAAGUUAUUAAUAAUGGUCUAUGGAAUAUGGUCUCUGUGGAAGAAUUAGAACACAGUAUUAGUGUGAAAAUAGCUAAAGAAGCAGUAAUGAAUAUAAAUAAACCCCAGAGCAUUUUCAAGCCUACAAGUGGAUUUCUAGAAACCAAAGUAUACUUUGCAGGAUUACCUCAGAAAAUGGAGAACACACUCAUUAAACCGAUUAAUCCUCGUCUAGAUGGUUGUAUACGAGGCUGGAAUUUGAUGAAUCAAGGCGCUUCAGGAGUAGAGGAAAUUAUUCAAGAAAAACAAAAUAAGCAUUGUUUUGUCAAUGUGGAGAAGGGUUCCUACUAUCCUGGUUCUGGAGUUGCUCUAUUUAGCAUAGAUUAUAAUAAUAUAUCCAAUCAUGAGGCUUGGCAAGUAAAUGUGACCUUGAAUAUUCGCCCAUCCACGGGCACUGGUGUUAUAUUUGCCUUGGUUUCUGGUAACACAGUGCCCUUUGCCUUGUCUUUGGUGGACUCCACCUCUGAAAAGCUUCAGGAUAUCCUUGUAUCUGUUGAAAAUAUGGUAAUAUCUCGGAUAGAGGCUAUAAAUCUGUGUUCCAGUGAACAAUACCAUUUGGAACUCAGAGUCAACAGAAAAUCCUUGGAGCUGUCAACUCCAGGUAAAAAAGAUAUCAUCUACUCUGAAGACCUUCAAAGACAAUUUGCCAUCUUGGACAAAGCAAUGGAAGGCACUGUGGCCACUUACCUGGGUGGCCUUCCAGAUGUUCCAUUCAAUGCAACACCAGUGAAUGCCUUUUAUAAUGGCUGCAUGGAAGUGAACAUUAAUGGUGCACACUUGGAUCUGGAUGAAGCUGUUUCUAAACAUAAUGACAUUAGAGCUCACUCAUGUCCAUCAGUUUUGUAAAACAACAUGAGUACUUAAGGCAUCUUUUCUCUGCUGAUAAUAUCUUUUUUCCUGGGUGUAAUUAUACUUAUGUUUCAAUAAUAGUUGAAGGGUUUUACUUAUGAUGUGCAGAUCUUGAUUAUUUUAUGGUAUUUUUUACCUUAAAAUGUUAAAAAGGUCCUUUUUCAAGAAAACGAGAUUCUCUGGUGAUAUAAAUCACAUUAAAAAUUCUUACCUCUGUUGCUGUCCAGAAAUUAAAUAAUGAAACACAGAGAGAAUUUUAAUUUGAAGUUUUUGCUAAAAAUGACAUUUCUUAAUUUUUAUGUUUGUGAAAGUAAAAUUUAAUUUCAUCAUCAUAAACUAGUGUUUAAAUAUCUAUUUUUCUCAGAAGGCAAGGCAGUAAACCCAAACAAAAGUUCAUGUGACUAAGUACCGUUGAUCAUGCCAGGUACUAUUUUAUGUGUUUUUGUUUCUUCCUAAUGAAGGCAGAAGACAGUGGCCUAUUAAUUUGAAUUGAGUGGAAGGCCUUAAAGUUUUAUUCCAAAACAGUCCCUCAGGAGGACCAAUGUUGGCUUCAUCUUUCUUUCACUUGGCUUCACAUUUGAAACAGUAGUUUUACUGAAUUAAAAAAAACAAGUGGUACACAUUUUCAUGACAAUAGCACAGGAAUCUUGCUGAUUAGUAUUUGGACUCUGUGAGGAUGAGAUACUAAAUUGUGUUGGGAUGUGUGUGGAUACCUGGGAAGGGGACGUUCCUUCAGUUUGACUGUGUGGAUCACAAAAGUCUAGAUUAGAAAGGGCAGAACCUAAGGAUGGAAAGAAGGAAUAAUAUGGAAUUUCAUUGUUUUCCUUGAACUCAACUUUAAUUACCAGAGUAGGUUGCCAGAAUGUGAUUGUUGAAGGACAAAAGGAAGUAUGAAAACUAGAACAGACUUUCAUCAAAGGACAACCACAGAGGGACACAGUUAAUAUUGUGUCUUUGUAACGUGUCUUUGAAGUAGGUAAGAUUGCUACCUACUAGCUGGUAAUGCAUUUCAAGUGGCAGUUUUAUCACUCCUCACCCUGCCAAUCACAUUAGGCAUGUAUCAGAUGUUUCACUGAGUUUUAGAAAAUAAAUUUUUUUCCACUAUAGAUAUUUUACAUCAUGUAAAACAUAAUAAAUUGGUGUAUAUUUUUAAAAUGUAUGUGACUAAUGUCUAUAUUAAAUCUUUGACUAGAACAUAAAAUUAUAUAACAUAUGUGUAACUCUACAUGCAACACAGUUGUUCUUUAGUUGAAUAUUUGAUGAAUUAUUAUGGCUAUUAGACCCCAGCUCAUAAAGGGAAGAAAAGCAAAAGUAACAUGUAUUGAGUAUUUGAUGUGUGCCAGAAAUUGUGCUAGAUCAUCUCACUGAAUGUAAUUUCUCUCCCAAUUGCCACCAUGUAGUGUGGGUGAUGAAUUUCAGCAAGCAACUACUGAUAAUUGUGUGGAUGUAAAAAAGCAAGGAAACAGAAAAACUAA